Molecule: messenger RNA, 6314 nt
Organism: Onychomys torridus (southern grasshopper mouse)
Lineage: Eukaryota; Metazoa; Chordata; Mammalia; Rodentia; Cricetidae
Gene: Nwd1
Product: NACHT and WD repeat domain containing 1
Exons: 20
Coding region: 439-5127 (1562 amino acids)
Molecular function (GO): protein binding
Source: RefSeq, a predicted model, not a curated record
GACAAAAGUUACCAGGAAAGGCAGAGCCUUGUUUUCAUGGUGGCUUUGGGCCCAAGCAACUUCCUUCUCCCAGGGACUUCGGAGUUGGUGCCCUUCCUGCCAACAAGAGGGAAGCCGGUGUCCCCGGGAGAGCCUGGAGCAGGUGCCGAGAAGGGCGCUGAGCUUGCAGAAGACCUCCCCCGCUUCUUGCUGAGGUGUCUGGGUAACACACAGGGGCCAAAAUGUUGGAUGGCUGCCCAAGGACCCGCUGAGGCACAGAUUCUUCAGAGUCCCUUACUGAGAGCCAUGCCUGCGUCUGUGGGACCCACAUUCCUCGGGGAACAGACACUGAAAAUGGAGAGCUGUGUGAGCUGAGGAAGACGGCGGUUGCCUGGACCUUCCACGCUCCAGGAAGACCAUGGAGGAGCCUGUGCUCAUGCCUCGAGCGGACACACAGAUAUGGACGCAGAGCGAGAAGCCCUGCAGUGCACCGCCUACCCUGAAGUGCAGAGCUUCUGUCGGAAACACGGCUUGACGUUCGAGGUGGUUGAUCUGAGGUGGGGUGUCCCGAACACACAGGCCACUGACCACUUGACCACAGAACUCUGCUUAGAAGAACUUGAACGCUGCCAGAAAACAUCCAUCGGACCAGCCUUUGUGGCUCUCCUGGGCGACCAGUAUGGCCCCUGCCUGGUUCCCCAACGGAUCCAGGAGAAAGAGUGGGAAGCGCUAAGGGCCCAGCUAACCUCCAGGCCUCGGGAUCUGGAGCUGGUGGCCAGACAUUUCCGGAGGGACGACAACGCCAUCCCUCCCACCUACGUGCUGCAGCCUCCGGGCUCCGGGGAGGCACCAGGGCCUGAGGAGGCCACCUUGACCUCUGUCCUGCGAGGCGGAGCCCAGGAGGCCUGGAGGCUGGGCCUCAUCAGCCAGGAGCAAUGGAAGUGUUACAAUCGAUCAGUCAUUGAGUGGGAGAUUGAGCAGGGCCUCCUGAGCUCAGCACAAGGGGACCAGGGAGCGACCAUCUUCCUGAGAGAUGUACAGGACCUCAGUAAACACAUUUUGGAUGAUUGUUCUCUGAAGAUGGUGGAUCGGCUGGCGGAUGGCUGCCUGGACACCGGAGCCCAGAGUCUUCUCAGCGGCCUUAAGGAACGCAUAUUGGAUGCUCAGCCUGGAGCCCUAAAGUCCCACCACCUGCCCUGGAGCCGUGACCUGGUCAAUCCCAAGAACAAGGCUCAUGCCCGCUACCUGAAGGAGCUGAGUGAGCAGUUUGUGGCCAGGUCCAACCAUCAGAUCCUGGAGCAACUUCGAGAGCUGGAGUCAGCCAGACAGGAGCUGGACUGGCUGUACCAGGAGAUCCGCCACCACCUCUGGCGGAGUACAGAGUGCAUCAGGAUCUUCUGUGGCCACCAGGAGCUCCUGGCCCAGCUGGGGCAGCGGCUCAGACAGGAUGACAGCCGGCCCCAUACUCCGCUGGUUCUCUUUGGGCCACCGGGCGUCGGGAAGACAUCCCUCAUGUGCAAGCUAGCCGAGCAGGUACCAAAGCUUCUUGGCCACAAGACGGUGGCUGUCCUGAGGCUUUUGGGGACAUCAAAGAUGAGCCUGGACGCCCGAAGCCUCCUCAGGAGCGUGUCCUUUCAGCUGUGCUUGGCCUACGGGCUGCCACUGCCCCCAACCCAGGUCCUGGAGGUCCACGCCAGGGUGGGCCACUUCUUCCACACCCUCCUCCACACUGUGUCUCGGAGGAACUUUGAGUCCCUGGUGCUGCUCCUAGACUCAGCUGAUGAUCUAGAGCCCACAUGCCAUUCUCAGAGGGUCUCCUGGCUACCCCUCAAGUGUCCUCCAAAGGUACACCUCAUCCUCUCCACAUGCUCAGGCCAGCAGGUGUUACACACCCUGCAGCAGACCCUCAAGGACCCCAGCGCCUACUGGGAGGUGAAGGCCCUGUCUGGAUGUCAAGGACAGGAGCUCAUCCAGCUGCUACUGGCUGCAGAAAGGAGGACACUGAGCCAGGCUCAGAGGGACGUCCUCUGGGCCAGCCUCCCGGAGUGUGGCCACCCAGGGCGGCUAAGGCUGGCCUUUGAGGAGGCCCGGAAGUGGGCCUCCUUCACUGUGCCAGUGCCCUUGGCCACCACAGCUGAGGAAGCCACUCACCAGCUCUGCAUCCGCCUGGAGGAGACCCACGGGCAGCUGCUGGUGGCCCACGUGCUGGGUUACAUUGUGUCUUCCAGGUACGGUCUCUCGGAGGCGGAGCUGAAGGAUGUGUUGUCUUUGGAUGAUGAGGUCCUGCAGGUUGUUUACAGGGACUGGACACCGCCCAGCAAGGAGCUCCUGCGCUUCCCGCCGCUACUGUGGGUACGGCUCCGCCGGGACCUGGGACACUGCUUGACCAGAAGGCCUGUGGAUGGUUGCACGCUGCUGGCCAUCGCUCACAGACAGCUGUCCAAGGUGAUCCAGGUUCGAUACCUGUCUGGGCCUGAGAGAUCCAAGAGACAUAGCAUGUUAGCUGAAUUCUUCUCUGGAGCCUGGAGCCAGGGCACCAAGAAACUCAUCACCCUGCCACGCGUGGGGAAACCUCUAAACCUGGACCGCAAGGUGGCCCCACAGCCACUGUGGUUCUCGGGCACAGUCGCCAACCAGAGGAAGCUGACAGAACUGCCCUUCCAUCUGCUGCACGCGGGCCGCAUGGAGGAGCUGAAGCAGGAGGUGCUUGGGAACAUGAGCUGGAUCUCCUGCAGGGGCAUCUCUGGGGGCAUUGAGGACCUGCUGGGUGACUUUGACAUGUGUGCCCCUCACAUGGACUCUCCUGAGGUCAGUCUGGUCAGAGAAGCCCUCCAGCUGUGCCGCCCUGCUGUGGAGCUCCGGGGCAUGGAGAACAGUGUCCUGUACACCGAGCUCCUGGCCAGGCUCCUUUUCUUUGCUACGUCGCAUCCAGCGAUGAUUGGGCAGCUGUGCCAACAAGCCCAGAGCUGGUUCCGUGCCUGCCCACACCCAAUGCUGGUGCCCCUGGCAGGAUUCCUACAGCCACCUGGUGGAAGGCUUCGGGCCACUCUCACUGGAUGUCACAAAGGCAUCACCGCUGUAGCGUGGAGCUUGGAAGAGAAGCUCCUGGUGGUGGGCACCCAGGAUGGCGUCAUGGUCGUGUGGGAUGUGGAGGAACAACAGGUGGUCCACGUUCUAACGGGACACACAGCUGAGGUAAAGUGCAUUCAAGUGUUUGCCCAAGGAACUCUCGCCAUCUCUGCAUCAAAGGACCGUACCCUGCGCCUGUGGAGCCUGCUCUCUGGCCAGGAGAGAGUCACCAUUUUGGACAGAGGCUCACCAAAUCCCACAGAGCCUCAGAGCUGGGACCUCCACGUGGAUGAGAUAAAGAAAGUCAUAUACCUUACAACUAGUGCAAAGAUCAACAUGUGGAGUCUGGAAACCGCAAAGCUGGUUUUCUGUGUCCCGGGAGAUGCCUCUGAUCCCUGGGCCUGUGUGGCGGUGCUGGCUGCCCAGGGCACGCUGCUCACUGUGUCCAAGGGUGGCCAGGUCAGUCGGUGGAACUCAGCCACAGGGAAACUUCAGGAGAAACGGCAGUUGUCCGGCAUCAAGGAGGAGAUGCCCACCUGUGCCGUCUCCAUCCAGACACAGGCAAAGCUGGUCACUGGUUUCAGCAGCGGCUCCAUCUCCCUGGUUUCCUCUGGAGAAGACAGGCUGCUGGAGAAGCUUCCGGAAGCCGUGGGGUUCCUGGUGGUGUCUGCAGACGACUCCGUUCUCGCCGCAGGCUUUGGAAGAUCUGUGCGGAUUUUCUUGGCUGACUCACAAGGCUUCCACCGGUUCAUGGCCACGGAUCUGGAACAUGAGGAUGUGGUGGAGACAGCGGUUUUGGGGCCUGAGAACAAUGUGAUCAUCACUGGCUCCCGGGAUGCACUCAUCCAGGUGUGGAGUCUGUCAGAACAGGGGACCCUGCUGGACGUCCUCGAGGGCGUGGGCGCCCCUGCGAGCCUGCUGGUCCGGGGUGGGACUCUGGUGGUGUCUGCAUCCUGCAAGUCUUCGUCUUUAAAAGUCUGGGAUCUCGGGUCCACUCAGAAGCCGAGGUCUCCUGCUCCCUUUCUGGACCGCACAGGCCUGGCUGCGGUGUCCCAUCAUGGCAGCUACAUCUACUUCCCCAAGGUCGGGGACAAAAACAAAGUCACGAUUUGGGACUUGGCAGAAGGUGAGGAGCAGGAUUCUCUGGACACGUCCAAUGAGGUCCGGUGUCUGGAAGUGGCUGAGCAGUCCAAGCUCCUCUUCACAGGCCUGGUUUCAGGGAUCGUGCUUGUGUUCCCCCUGAAUUCCAGACAAGAUGUGCUGUGUAUCCCCCCGCCUGAGGCCCGCAAGGCUGUCAACUGCAUGUCCCUGAGCAAGAGCGAGGACCGGCUGGCCAUCGCCUAUGACAACAUCGUGCUGGUGCUGGACAUCAGCCCCGGGGACCCAUGUCCCGCCAUUGAGGGCCCUACCUACACCUUCUACACCCAGCUGCCCGAGACCAUAGCAAGUGUGGCCAUGCUGGCCGACUACCGCGUGCUCUACGGCAUGACUAACGGCGGCCUCUUCCUGUAUGAUUGUCCACGGUCCAAAGUGUCCUCCCUGGAGGCUCACAGGAGCAGGGUGAGCUGCGUGGAGGUCAGCCACGGGGAGCAGCUGGCAGUGAGCGGAGCCGAGGAUGCGCUGCUCUGUCUCUGGGACCUGCAAGCUUGCAGGGGGAUGUUCGAGAUGAGCUAUGAGAGCUCCUACUGCAGAGGGGUGCGGUGUGCCUGCUUCUCGAAGGACGAUAAGUACGUUUUCGCAGGCAUGAAGGACCGCUCCAUCAUCGCCUGGAGUGCGCUGGACGGCACCCUGCUGGCUGUCCAGUUUGUCCACGCUGUGGUCAACCGGAUCAUCCCCACCUCCAAUGGCUUCAUGGCCCCCACAAGCCACGGCUAUCUCAUCAGAGAACGCUUCCAGUGCCCAUCAGCUAGAGCCUCCCAGCAAGACCCUCUCAAGAACUUUAAGAAAGCGGUGUGGUUGGUCAAGAGCAAGCAGAGGGAAGAGCAGCUGGCUGCAGCGGAGGCCUCCCAGGACACAGGGUCAGUGGCCCAGGAGGGGAAGGAGUCAAAUAAGCGCUCACAGGUCUGCCUGAUUCUGUGAAGGCCCAUGGAGCCCAGGAAUGCAGUGGGGUAGCCUUGACCCAUCUGGUUGAAGCAAACUGACCAACUCGGCUGGUGCCAUGUGGACCCCAGGCCUUCCUCUGACAUCUUCCAUUUUCUCACCUCUUUUCCUGUGGGUCCUCAGACCUGCCCUCUCAGAUAGCAGCCACCUGCAUGUCCCACCCAACCCAUGACCUUGGAUCAAAGCCUUGGCUCUGCCUCAGUUGGUCCCAGUGGGUACAACUCUCAUCCUUGAGCCAAUCACUGACCCAGUGGAGGGAGAGCGACACUGUGUGGCAGAGACUUCGGGGACGUGGUGGGCACUGCCCUGUCCUGGAUGGCAGUGACCACCCAGAAUCCGUAUGGCAAAGCCAGCCUGGGUUACAGGUCUUUCCUUUUCCGUAUGUGAAGCCAGAGUCCUGGACUGUCACACCACGCACACACUCGCCCUUUUGAAAGUGGUGAUUGGCACACGUGGUCACAGUUAGCCUGUCUGUAGCUCCUGCUCUGACUGUAACUCAAAAUGCAUGUACAAAAUCCACUCUAGCUGGUUGGCAGCUUAGCCUUCAAUCCCAGCACCCAGGAGCCGGAGACAGGCGGAUUCUUGUGCGUUCGAGGCCAGUCUAGUCUAGAGUGAGUUCCAGGACAGCCAGGAAAGAGAUCCUGUAGAAAAAAAAAAGGGGGGGGGGAUAAAGAAUCCACCAGGGCUAGGGCUGGCUCAGGGCUUAAAGCAUCUGCAGUCCCGGUGUGAGAACUGGAGCCCUCUCCAACCCUCAGAACCCUGCAGGCUCAGCCCCAGAAUGUGGAGACAGGCUGUUCUCAUUCAUUCUGUUGCUGUGACAAAAUCACUCUGAGCAAGAGCAACUGCUGGGGAGCACUUCCAGGCCCCAGGCCCCCACCGAGGGAAGCGGGGGGGGGGGGAGAGGGGGGAGCUCAAGCAGGAUGGAAGCAAGAUGCUGGCCAUCGCACACAGCAGGACCUCUGGCCAGGGACUCACUGGCCAGGGAAGGUCAGCAGUGUCCUGGUCACUGUCCUGUUGCUGUCAAGAGACAGCUCAUUUAAAAAGAAGCAUUUCAUUGGGCUGGCUCACAGUUUCAGAGACUUAGUCCAUUAUCACUACGGCAGGGAGCCUGAGGCAUGCAUAGUGCUGGAGAAGGAGCUGAGGGGUAUAUUAUGAUCUGCAGACAG